Aspergillus glaucus CBS 516.65 is the source of this 1674-nucleotide messenger RNA. RefSeq lists its product as uncharacterized. Gene Ontology annotation, molecular function: CoA-ligase activity. Gene Ontology annotation, biological process: secondary metabolic process. The transcript is spliced from 3 exons. NCBI's taxonomy places the organism in Eukaryota, Fungi, Ascomycota, Eurotiomycetes, Eurotiales, Aspergillaceae. Bases 1 to 1674 code for a protein of 557 amino acids. The record is from RefSeq and is a predicted model, not a curated record.
AUGCAUUACCUCCCCGAAAUCGACACGAAUAUUCCAUCGCUGGACCUUUUAACCCUAUUAUUUGAGUCCUCCUACUCAUGGGCAAAGGAUGAAACGGUGAUACACGCAGAAGCACGAAAUGAGACGAAUUGUCUCACGAAGAUCGAAACUGCUACCCUUAUCCGUCGACUAGCUUAUGUCCUAAGAAUUGAGGUUGGAAUUGGGGCUUUCGGUGCGGGCAAGGAUGUAGUGACUUUCAUUUGCUCAAACCAUAUUCUAGGACCAUCCUUGUUCUUUGCAAUCAUCGGAAGCGGAGGUAUCUAUUCUGCAGCGUCAACAUCAUUGACGGUGUCGGAGCUAGCACAUCAACUCCAGCAAAGUAAAAGCCAUCUCAUCAUCGCAAGCGAAGAUAUGGCUGGUACCGCUCUCGAAGCGUCACAGAUAGCCCACAUUGCGCCGGAAAGGGUCUUGGUGCUCCACCGUAUGGGUCUGGAGAGGGCCUUGACCCCGUCUGUGGAUCGGAGUCGGAACUAUCUGGGGGGAAAAAAGGAGCUCUCCUGGGAGAAAAUCACCGAUGAGAAGAUCCUAGAGACUCGGGUAGUUGCCUUACUCUUUUCCAGCGGCACCACGGGAGUCCCCAAAGGCGUAUGCCUCUCGCAUAAGAAUUUUGUGGCAGAGGCCGUGAUCACUCAGACAGCCAUUGGGACGUAUCUCGAUCGUACAGGACGACAAAAUCAGGUUGACUAUGAAUACCGCACGAUUGCGCACCUCCCAACUGCCCAUAUUUCAGGGCUCCAGGGCUAUUUUAUCAAUGCUACCAUGACCGGCGGAACGGUUUUCUGGAUGUCCAAUUAUGUCUUCGAGGACUUCGUUCAGGCAGCAAGGAAGCACCGGCCCACAUUCAUUUCCACUGUGCCGUCCAUCUACCUGCGCAUUGCCAAAAGCCUUUCUGUUUCCGUCGAGUUUCACAGUCUUGAGCAUGCCCAGUCAGGCGCUGCGCCAAUGGGCCCCGAUUUGCAGAAACUGGCCGAGACGAAGCUCAAGUGCAAGAUUAGCCAGGCAUGGGGAUUGACGGAAACCACAGGCGCGGUCACUUGGCUUCCUUGGGACCGCGAGGACAACACAGCGAGCAUCAGUCAGCUGUUACCAAACACACGCCUAAAGAUUGUCGACGAUGCCGGAGCCCCUGUCCGAGAUGGCCAUGCGGGCGAGAUUCUGGUGCGCGGUCCCAACGUGACCAUGGGGUACUGGCAGAAUCCAAAGGCCACGGCGGAGGCCUUUACUGAUGAUGGGUGGUUUCGAACCGGGGACAUUGGUGUGCGCAGGGAUGGGAAGUUUUAUAUCGUCGAUCGGAAGAAGGAAUUAAUCAAAUAUAAAGGCUUGCAGGUGGCACCAGCCGAGAUUGAGGCGGUCCUCGUGGGACAUGACAAGAUCCUCGAUGCCGGGGUGAUUGGAAUACCUGAUCCCCGCAUUCCCGGUAAUGAGAUCCCACGCGCAUUUGUUGUCCGCAAGCCGGGACAUAGCCCGAUAACCGAGGAAGAGGUCAAGGAGCAUGUUCACAACAAGUUGGCUUCACAUAAGCAACUGCGGGGUGGCGUCAAGUUCAUUGGUGAGAUUCCUCGUAACUUGUCCGGCAAGAUACUCCGGCGCAGGUUGGGGGAGGUUGAAGACCCAGAGAGGCCCUCUAAGCUGUGA